Messenger RNA from Sclerotinia trifoliorum, 1967 nucleotides. The record is from the annotation of a GenBank genome assembly. NCBI's taxonomy places the organism in Eukaryota, Fungi, Ascomycota, Leotiomycetes, Helotiales, Sclerotiniaceae.
CGGAAAACCUCCAUUCUCGGCGUUCCCUCUAUAUCCGUCGUCGAAGCUUAACUUUUGCCGGUAGACGUACCUACUUGAAAAGUAUCCUGGACCACAGUUUUAUAAGCUAGAUUCGUGAUCCAUUCGCCCCGCAACUCAAACCAAGGAAAUUAUAAGAGCUCGAGUGUCAAUAUAUUGGCUCCAUCUUCCCCAGGGAAUUUAAGCACGCACCAUUUCGCGAUACCCGUCUUUAAGGUACAAAUCUCAAAGGCACCCUUUCUUACAUCUCAUUACACAAUCGGAUCAUAUUAGUGCACGAUUGGGGAAAGCACUUGGGGAACCUUAAGGACCUUCUAUAGUAUUUGUGGACCAUAUCUUCGACCUGCUCCCUCACCUUCCAUCGUCUAAGCAUUCUACAUUCUUCACACUGUAGAAACAACAAACAACAGAAUGACCAUCGAUAACUCUAAAACUACGACUCCUGUCGGCGUCAAAAUGGAGCCUCCCCAGCCUGCAGACAACAAACCACAAGGUACGUGAAUAUCUUCUUUGACUGGUUCAAACCAUCUUCAAUACCUUCUCAAAUUAUCUCUGACAUAAAUCGUAGCCACUAAAAGCAGAAGAAGUGUACAAAACAUGAACCCAGUUGCGCUACAGAAAAAGAGAGAGAACGACCGCAACGCCCAGAGAAAUAUUAGGGAAAAAGCUCGAAACAAUUUGGCAACAUUGCAAAGAAGAAUCAAAGAUUUAGAGAGCGGCCAGAAUGACGAGCUGAAGAGACGUCUUUCCGAGUCGGAAAAGCUUAUUCAAAGUUUGACUGCGUUGUUGUUACGACAUGGCAUUAAUCCAGAACAAGCAUUGUCAUCUACUCCAGAGCAUUCAGUAAAGAUGGUUGCAUCUGAAAAGCAAGAUUUCUCUAAUGAAAGCAUUUUGGAGGGGCUAGAGAUGGAUCGGCCCACAGUGGGUUUUCAAGGCCAGCAAUAUUCUCCAGUCAGCCAACCAAUGUAUCCCACGAUUCCCACCAACCUCCAUCAACCUAUAGUACAGCCUCAACCAAAUGGACUCGGAUCUAUUCAAUAUAUGGGAUCUCCGCAGCAUUUGGAAUCUCACAUUGGAUCAUCUCCACUCGUUGGAUCCCCUCUAUCCAUAGGACAUUCCCAUCAUACCGUGUCUCAUACUGGAUCUCCUCAAAUCAGCUCAUCCCCACAGUUUCCGGUACCCCACUCCCUUCAACAAUUGAGAGCUCUUCAACACAUGGGACAACCUCAACAGGUACAAUUUAAUCAAUCUAUGCUCACCGGAUCCAUGGGACCCAUGUCACAUAUGGCGCGAUCUCAUCCCAUGUCACAUUCACAAUCCAUGCCACUUCACCAAAAUUCUGGAUUUCCAGAUGCUUUCUCGUCGCCCUGCCUGUCAGAUAACUCCCAUUAUUCUUCUCCAAACACAUUGAUAUGGGAUAAUGACGCCGAUGCCGCAUAUCGACAUAACAUAUCAAGUUAUCCGCCAGCCGUUGAGCAUAUGACAAUGGUAUAACUCUCGAUUCUUAUGUAACACCGUUUUUGGCAGCAAUAUUUAAGAAAAACCCCAAAAAAAUACACUAGCCAACGGUUAUAAGUUUUACGCUUCACGGUAUUAAUUCUCUGGGUAUAAGGAAAACGGUUGGAAACACGAACAUGGAAGGCGUAUAAAUGAGAUUUGGGCCAUACAAUUAGCUGUUGGCAUACAAGGUGGCAUAGGAUGGAUUAAAGGUGUUAGGAUGGAUGCCCUAUACCCCGACUAGGAUACCGCAAGACAGCUUUGUUUUGGUUGUUUCUUGUUGUGCUUUCUUUUCUUCAUGCUGGAUUUUAGGAGUUUGGGAUACUUGGUUUGGACAGGUAAGGAAGGAUGUUUAGAGUCGAGAAACGUUCUCCUCGUUGGGUUUGAUUAGGUUAUAGAUCGUUGUUUGUUAUUAGACACGCGACACAGCCUUUAAGUUUAUUUAUUUUCAU